Molecule: messenger RNA, 2001 nt
Organism: Trematosphaeria pertusa
Lineage: Eukaryota; Fungi; Ascomycota; Dothideomycetes; Pleosporales; Trematosphaeriaceae
Product: glycoside hydrolase family 16 protein
Exons: 5
Coding region: 1-2001 (666 amino acids)
Biological process (GO): (1->6)-beta-D-glucan biosynthetic process; fungal-type cell wall organization
Cellular component (GO): endoplasmic reticulum membrane; plasma membrane
Molecular function (GO): glucosidase activity
Source: RefSeq, a predicted model, not a curated record
AUGUUGUCGCCGCAGUCGCCCAGGGGGGACGGCCCUCCGCACAUACGGUUGAACUCUGGCACGCAAGACGCCUUCGCAAACCCGUCGCCUGCAGUCCGGCCAAGCACCUCCCGCCAGAACUCCUCACGCUCAUUAACAGCGCCCGUCCGCCCGGGCACCGCGCCCGCGAGUCCUGGCCUUCGGUCCCCGCCUUCGGUGCCCUCGCUGUAUCGCAACAACGCAGUCGCACAGGAGUCGGCAGAGCACUUGCUGCCGCCGAACAAGUCACGAGUACGCGGCUACCGGGACGAGUCGCCUCUGCGGUCGCCGUCUGCGCUGUCACGGCGGACAAGCUGGGGUUCAGAAUCAGUGGGGAGCCGUGACUCCAAGAUAGGUCCGUUUGCCUCCCCCUUCGACGACUCGAGAGCGCCGUCACGCGCGGGAAGCGACGAAGACCUCAACACGCAGACUGUCUCGGAGAAGUACAACAUUCUGCCAUCGGCCGGCCUGCUGCUGUUCCCCGAGGAUGUGGAGAAGGACGACUGGUUACACAACCCCGAUCCGAACGAGAAGGAGAAGCGGGAAUGCGACAUUUUCACAAGAAGAGGCAUAGUCAAUGUGGGCGCUCUGGUGCUCCUCACCUUAGGGAUACUCGUAUUGUUCAUUGGCUAUCCCGUACUGACCUUCGUUCACGUCAUUACUCAGCCUGAACAGACGCCCUGCACGAACAACCCGCUAUGCAUAGAAGGCAAGGAGAACGAGCCGCUGUUGAAGAACAUACGUACAGGUCUCAUUGAUCCCGACACGCCUGACAGCGCUAUGACUCGGAAAUCGCACGACGGUACGAAGCAAGUCCUGGUAUUCUCAGACGAAUUCAAUACCGAAGGGCGCACGUUCUACGAUGGCGACGACCCUUUCUUCCAGGCCGUCGACAUUUGGUACGGCGCUACGCAAGAUUUAGAGUGGUAUGAUCCAGACGCAGCAUCUACCGGAAACGGAACGCUUAACCUCAAGUUUGACCUCUUCAAGAACCACGGUCUCAACUACCGAUCAGGCAUGGUCCAGUCGUGGAACAAGAUGUGUUACAAGGGCGGCCAUCUGGAGGCUAGUAUUUCGCUUGCUGGCAGCGGCGAGGUGUCUGGUUUCUGGCCUGGUUUCUGGACCAUGGGCAAUCUUGCUCGUCCUGGUUAUCUCGGAUCCACCGAAGGGCUAUGGCCUUACAGCUACCAUAACGAGUGCGAUGUUGGAAUCACUCCAAAUCAAAGCUCGACCGAUGGCAUCAGCUACCUGCCUGGAAUGCGAUUACCUGCAUGUACAUGCAAAGGCGAAGACCACCCCAGCCCCGGCAAGUCGCGCAGUGCACCCGAAAUCGAUGCCUUGGAAGGCUCCGUCAUCUACCUGGGUCCGGGGCAAACAAAUCCCGUCGGCUCCGUCUCUCAAUCCUUCCAAGUGGCUCCUUUCGACAUCUGGUAUCAGCCAGACUACGAUUUCGUCGAGCUUUAUGACCAGCGAAUCACCGAAAUGAACGCUUACAAGGGUGGCCCCUUCCAGCAAGCCUUCUCAGGGCUGUCAAAUCUGAAUAACGACUGGUACGAUGGCAAAGCAUACCAGAAAUAUGCAUUCGAAUACAAGACGGGCGAUGAUGGGUUCAUCACUUGGUAUGUCGGCGACGCACCCACAUGGACCAUGUACGCCGAUUCCAUCGGACCGAACGGAAACAUUGGCAAGCGCGUGAUUCCCGAGGAGCCUAUGGCUGUCAUCGCCAAUUUGGGCAUGUCGAACAGCUUCGCCGCUAUCAAUCUUGAGGAGAUCGCCAAGCAGCUACCAGCUACUAUGCGAGUCGACUAUAUCCGCAUCUAUCAGGAUGAAGGCAGCGAGCAGAUCACCUGCGAUCCUGAGGGUUAUCCUACCACCGAGUACAUCAGGAAACAUCCUGAGCCAUACAACAACCCCAAUUUGACAGAUUGGAAAGGAACCGGUUUCGAUUGGCCGAAGAACACGUUCAUGGAUGGCUGUAGUUGA